Molecule: messenger RNA, 3108 nt
Organism: Didymodactylos carnosus
Lineage: Eukaryota; Metazoa; Rotifera; Eurotatoria; Philodinida; Philodinidae
Source: the annotation of a GenBank genome assembly
AUGAAUAGACUGACAAUAGCUCUUUAUAAAGAUGAAUCAUCUCAUCAUCACCAGACAGCCGUAUCACAGAUUGAUUUACAAUCUCAUGGAGAAAAUUCUUUUUCUCAUACUACUGAAUCAUCAAAAAAGAAAUAUUCAUCGUCAACGAUCGUUCAUCAUCAUCCACAACAACAAAAAUAUAAUCGAAAAACAACUAGAGUAUACAAUCAACAACAGCCAAAACAUCAUAAUAAAUUGAAUUCAUCGAUAAAAUCUGCUGAACAAUGUCGAUCAUUGUUUAACCUUCUACCAUCAUUUCGACGUCAAGAUUCAAUAACAAAAACAAAUGACUGUAAUUCGGCUAUUCAUACAUCAUCAAUUUAUACAACCGGUGAUGAUUCUGGAUACAUGAGUCAAAGUGUUUUAAAUCGUACAUCUUCGUAUAGAUCAUGUCAUUCAGUAGAUGAAAUAGAAAAAUCGACAAUGUCAACAUCACCACCGGUUACACAAAUAGUAGAAAAUCAAAAAAUUUAUUCAAAACAAAAUGAUUCAAUAGAAAAUAUUCUACAUGGUCAUACAAAAAUGAAUCCGGCUAAUCUAAGAGUAUUAGUUCGAAAAAAUUUUGAACCAUUUUUACAAUCUCAAAAACAGAUACGCAUUAGAAAAGAUUCGUAUGUCACUGCCUUGUAUUCUCGUGGCCCAUGGCUAUGCAUAAAAACCGCAAAUGGUGAAAUCAGUUAUAUACCGCGAAUGAUAUGCUCAUUGUAUUCAAAUCGCUUAAGAAAUUCUUACACACGUAAUAAUCCAAAUUCUUUAAAUCAUUGUUCUUUGUCUUCAACACCAUCCACUAGGACUUCAUCAUUGACUUCGACAAUAUCAUCUAGAGGAAGAAUGCAUUUAACUACGGAUGAAUCGAGUGAUAAUGAUGUUCUUGAUUUAACAACCGUAUCGACAGAUAAAACUCAACAACAUAAUCAUCAGCGACAAACAAAUUACUGCCCAACAACAUCUUUAUCCUCAAUCUAUGGUGAUAUACGAUCAAAACAGUCUCAUCGUCAGAAAAUAGCAACUAUUUCAAAACGACAAUUAUUAAAUGAAAAUGGUUAUGAUAUGAUGAUCGGUAAUUGUGAUAUAAAUCGUCAUAUUUCGAGAAGUUCGUCGUUACUAAAUAAAUCCCAAUCACCAAAAACGAGCGUAUUAUCAAAUGGUGAAAAUUUUAUUAAUCGAAAUCAGCAAGAUAUCGACAAUGUUGAACGAUGUAAAAAUACAUGCAGUUUUUCAAAUAAACAAACGAAUACUCAUCGUUCAGCAAUCGCUUCAUCAUUAUUUUCGUUAAACUGCACCACCGUGCCUGUUACUGAAAACACACAACAACAAUAUCUAGUUAAAAAUUAUGAUAAACGCUGCGAGACAGCUGGAGCUCAGGAAAUUGAACAGAAAAAAUCUAAUCUAGAACUAAUUAAUGCACAGCAACAUCCAUCUCAGCUACCUAUACAACCACGUGAUACCGAUUCGUCAAGUACUCAAGAUUCAGGAUUUUCAGAGCCAUACUUUCUCGUAGAUAGAAGUAACUGUCAACAAUUCAAACACAACAAUUUGCCACAAUCAUCACCACAGAAUAUUAUCAACAACUAUGAUCUCCAACAACAACAGCAACAUACAACUCUUUAUGAUGCAUCGUCUAAAAAUUCAAAACCAAUCGGUUCUUUGAAUAUCGUACCGUGCACAUUUCCUUCUUCAAAUAAAAUAGAUCAUAAUAAUUCGUACCGUUUACGAAGAAGUAAACGUCAUACUUUAACCGAUACCGUUUCUUUAAACAAUCACUCUGAUAAAAGUACUGUCGUUAAUAAACGACAUUCUUUUGGUACAUUUCAGCUGAAGGAUAACGUCAAAUCUUCGAUUGAUGGUAAUGGUGAGCGUCAAUAUACACGUAAAUCAUCUGUCGAUUCUGUGCUCAAACCACAUGAAUCUGAAAUGACCCAUUUAAGAACCGUUAACAAUAAAUAUCUACAAGUUGCUCCUCGUUUAGAAAUAUACUCUAAUCAACAUCGUUUACCGGUAAAAAACGAUGCUUCAACACUUACACAAAGUUUAAAUCGUUUAGAAGACAUGAUUAACAAUUAUCCACAGGAUGGACAAAAAUCGGUACAUAGAAAUAAUCGUUCUAACGUAUGUUUAACAAUGCCAAAAAGUCAUGAUCAAAUACCAACAAAAAUAAUUCUUAAUCAUCAUCGACAACAAGCAACAAUUGAAAAAGUAAUUGCUAUAUCAAAACAUCGACAAUCGAAACCAACGGCAACUACGUUAUUAUCAUCUUCAUAUCAGUUUGGUAGUUCAUUUAGUGCAUUUCGGCCAGUUAAACCAAAACAGAAUAAACGUGCAUCAAGCGAAGGACACUCGCCCGUCGAUCACCAAUUAUCUCUUUCAUCGUCACUGUCUGCAACGAGUUCGACUUCUUCCUCGUUGGCAUUACUUAAAAAUACCGAUGAUGCAUCCGCUAUCAUCAAUAAAAAAUCAAGUUUAAUUCUAAAACGCGAUCCAAAACGCCGUUUGUCAUGCGAUGUUUCAUUAAAUAAUGAUGGUAAUAAUAAUAAUAGUAGUAGCCUGAAUAAAUCAUUGAUAGAUAAUAUUAGUUUAACACAGUCAACAUACGAUAAUAUUAUUUUGGAUAAGAAUAAUAAAUCAAGUUCCACAACGUUUGGGCCACGUCCAUUUAUUCGGACAAUGAGUGAUAUAUGUGAUCAAUUUAGCGAAUUAAACAUUGACGAAAUAGAAAAAGAUUCUCUAAAUCCAAUACCUACUUAUCGAACAAAAAAAUCAGAUCAGACUCAAUUAUUACUAAAAAUGAUGAUUAUGAAUAAAAAUAGAAUCAGCCAAGAAAAAACAUCGCACGUUCAACAAAAAAACGAUUUAAUCAAAAUAUUAAAAGACUACCGUAAUCCACGAUCAAGUUUCUCGGUUAAACGUGGUGAUUAUGUUUGUCUUCUUAAACAAGUGAGUAAAGCAUGUUUUCUUGUACGGAAACAUAAUGGACAAAUCGGCUUUUUACCAAAAGCCCUGAUGGAUAUAGAAACAACAACAAUCGAUGCAUUUUUACAAAUGCAUGGUUACAGAGAAACGGUCAUUUAA